Messenger RNA from Effrenium voratum, 1836 nucleotides. The record is from the annotation of a GenBank genome assembly. Lineage: Eukaryota; Dinophyceae; Suessiales; Symbiodiniaceae.
AUGGACUGCGCGCCCCCGACCAGCGGCGGCGGUGCCAGCGGUGGCGGUGCCAGCGGUGGUGGUGCCAGCGGCGACGGUGCCAGCGGCGGCGUUGCCAGCGGCGGCGUCGCCAGCGGGGGCUUUGCGCUGUGCUCCGUGUGGAAGGAGCUGCCCGCCGUCCCGGCAGACUGGGGCGAGGAUGCUGAGAAGUUUGCCUCGAAGCCGAGGGAACGCUGCUGGCAGAUGCACGAGUUCUCUCGAAGCCGCAUGACCUGGGACCUGCUGGGCUUGCUGCUACUGCUGUACGACGCCUUCGCGACGCCCUGGCAAGUCGCCUUUGGAGAACUGGCGCCGGCCGAGGUCAUGGCUUGGCUGCUACCUGUGUAUUGGACGGCGAACAUCAUCCUCACGUGCUGCUUUACAACCUUCUCCUCCGGGGGAGUGUUGCAGACGAGGAAGAAGGCCAUGUUCCUCAGAUACGCCACGCAAAGCUUCUUGAUGCUCGACUUGCUGACCACUGGUCUGGAUAUUCUGGUGCUGGCUGUGCGCUACGACCUGUCUCAGUCCACCUAUCAAGUAUUGCGCAGCUUUGUGCAGGACAAGGACAUCUUCCUCGCCAUUCAAUCUGUGCGUUUGCUGCGAACGCUGCGUAUCAACAGGAAUCUCCUGGGCGUCCGAGCGCGGGUUCGUUCAGAAGCCUGGCGUGCCCUGGGCGGCUUGGCGGUGAGCUGUCUCCUGCUGCUGGUGGGUGCGCACAUCGUUGCCUGCGCUUUGUACUACCUGGGCUCGGCAAGUGGUGGCAAUGCUGCCACAUGGCUCCAGGACUACGCACAAACCCAACAGCAGGAGGACAACGUCUCCAUGUACUUCGCAGCCUUUUUGUGGGCUUUGGCACAAUUGACCCCGGGUCUGGGACCCAGCCCUGUGAAUCCCAGGAGCCAUGCAAGAUCUGGUCUUCACCAGUGUGGUGCAUGUACUUGCCCUCCUCUGUCUGCUUUGCAUCCUGCUGCAAGUGGCAGGUGUUGCCCUUCGACUGGAGCGCGGGAAGUUCCCGAGGCACCAGGUGGCCUGCCGCGCCUAUCUCUCCGAAGGACCGCGCCCAGCGAAAGACCUGCAGCAGCACAUUUGGAGCUGGCUGGAGACGGAGCCGCGCGGCGUGCCACGGAGCUUCCGUGGCUGGCAAGGCCCUCGCUGCCUGGAGGCGCCAGCCGAGCCGAGCCAGUCGCCCCUGGCGGCCUUGCCAGUAGUGCUGCGGCAGCAGUUUGCCAAGGCCAGCUGGGCACACCCUUGUUGACCCUGCAUCCCUUCUUCCACGAGCUCGACGUGGCGCACCCACAGGCCAUCAAGGAGGUGAUCAACUGCUUGCAGCAGCGCUUCUAUAGCCCCACCCAGGACAUUUUUGUGGCGUCAAGUAUCGCCAAGUGCAUGUAUGUGAUAGCAAAGGGCAUGGCUUCGUACGCCAAAGAGGCCAACUUCCUGAGCCCCAAGAGGAGGCCAGACGUGAGGGUGGCGGUUGGCCAACACGUGGCUGAAGGGGGGCUGUGGCUUGAGAACUGGGCGCACCUCGGCACCUUGACGGUGGCGGGCCUGGAGGAUGGAUGCUGCGAGGUACUGUCCCUGGACAGCCUCAGCUUUGGCACCCUGCUGCGGCGUGGCCCCUGCGAGCUCUGGCAGGCGGCGUCGAGCUAUGCACGAGCCUUCGCACGGCGCGCCAGCGACGGCAUCUCAGAUCUGGAUGCGGAUACAGAGGGGCUGAUGAAGAUCACGGAUGAGGCCUUCGCCGAUGCGCUGAGAUUCUUGGCGCAGGCCAAGUGGAUCCGAUCGGAGCCGGGGACUUUUCAUCGAGCUGGGAGGUAG